Molecule: messenger RNA, 994 nt
Organism: Rhodofomes roseus
Lineage: Eukaryota; Fungi; Basidiomycota; Agaricomycetes; Polyporales; Fomitopsidaceae
Product: cytochrome c/c1 heme-lyase
Exons: 3
Coding region: 60-866 (268 amino acids)
Biological process (GO): cytochrome c-heme linkage
Cellular component (GO): mitochondrion
Molecular function (GO): holocytochrome-c synthase activity
Source: RefSeq, a predicted model, not a curated record
CGCACUCUCUGCUCGUCUCCUCCACCUCCGUCCCCAGCGCACCGUCCUCCUCUCGCAAAAUGGGCCAGGCAGCAUCACAGCCCGCUCCGUCGACGCCCGCGUCAUGCCCCGUCGACCACAACGCACUCAAAGCAAAAGCCUCAGCAGGGCAAUGUCCGAUCCAGCAUGACGCACCUGCCGCCGCAUCCUCCUCCUCCUCCUCCGCCCCCGCGCAAUGCCCCAUCAGCCACGAGACCGCCGCGGCGCUCAACCCGCUGAACCAGAUGCCGACGCUCUCGCAGGCCCCCGCGGCGGACCAGAGCAUAGCGCUCCCGACGGACCGCUCGACGUCGUCCAUCCCGCGCGACACCGCCUCGCGCUGGGAGUACCCCUCGCCACAGCAGUUCUACAACGCGCUCGUGCGCAAGGGCUGGGAGACCCCCGAGGAGCACGUCGAGACGAUGGUGCAGAUCCACAACUUCCUGAACGAGGAGGCGUGGCAGGAGAUCCUGAAGUGGGAGCGGAAGGAGAAUCCGGGCGAGGACCCGCAGCUAGCGCGGUUCAAGGGUCGACCAGGUGAGCUCUCGCCGAAGGCCCGUUUCUGGUUGCUCGCAGGCUGGCUGCUCCCAAGUCGCUUUAACAAUGAACCGCCUUUCGAUCGCCAUGACUGGAUCGUCCGCCGCCGGAGUACAGGCGAGGAAGUGCGCUACGUGAUCGACUACUACUCGGCCCCGCCCGAGCCAGAUGGCUCGCCCGUCUUCUCGCUCGACGUCCGCCCGGCACUGGAUAGCAUCGGCAGCGUCAAGCAGCGCAUAGCGUUCGCCACGGAGGAGGCUUGGGCGUCGUUCAGGGAGAACAAGCCCACGGGUAUUGCGCGCGACUCAUGACGAGUUGAUGGCCGGCUGCACAGUGGUGCAAAUAGAGUACUUUAGAUCUGGCGUGUGUGAUGGGCCAUAGAGGGAGCAUGCCCUCCUGCGUUCUACUUAAUAUUAUGGACUAUUCACGACUACUACAU